AUGCUUCAAAGCAAGAGUGGUGAAAUUCGAAUGCUUAUUAAAAAAAUAGCAGAACCGUUUUCAUCCCAUUCCAUACAAAAGAAUAAAUAUAUGAAGAAUAGAUUUUCAACAGAAAGAAAAAUAUUAAUCUAUGAAUAUGUGCAUGAAGAUGAUUGUUUUUUAUCAAAAAAAAGUAACUCCAUUAAAUCUAUUAUGAAUUAUAAUUAUGUUAAUAAAAAAAUUAAUGAAAUAAAUUAUAUUUUAAAAAAUAAUAACAAAAUUGACACAUUAAAUAAAGACAAAAUAAUAGAUAACUUAUAUAUCUUAUGUGUCAAGGGGAAUAUAGGUUUAUCUGAUGAAAGAAUAAUAUACUAUGUUAAUAAUGUAUUAGAUUAUAUUAAUAAAUAUAUAAAUCAUAAUGGUGAUACAAUUCUUUUUACCCAAUCUGAUAGUUCAGAAAAAAAUAUUCCCCAAAAUUAUUUAACUGAUGAAAAUAAAAAUGUGUGUAACCAAAAAAAUAUUCUUGAUAUAGAACGGUAUAUAAAAUUUUUAAAAGUUUUAAGAGUAUUAAAUAUAGAAAAUAGUUUUAAUAAUUUAUUAAAAUAUAUUAGUAAGAAUAUUCAUUUUUUUCAUAUUGACAUAGUUCGAAAAAUAUCAGUAAAUCAUAAAUUUAAUGAUGAUCAGAAUUUUUUUUUUAAGGACGUAUUAAAUUAUAUACAUACUAUCAUACAAUGUAAUAAUAAUAUAUAUUAUAAAGAAAUAAAAAAUAUAAAUAUAUGUUUAAAUGUUUGUACUAACUUUUUUUUUGCAAAAAAGUUAUCUAAAAAAAAAGCUACUUAUCAUUUUGUAGAAAAUUAUGAUAUUGUCUAUAUGUACAACCUGAACUAUAUAUAUAUGAAUCACAUAAUUGUGAUUGGCACGAUGUUAGAUGGAAAUAAAAUAAACAAUGAAGGAGAAAGUGCAGAAAAUAUUACUUUUCCUACAAACACAAACAAUGGAUCAGACACAUAUAUAAAUGACAAACCUUGUAAUGAUAGUUACAAAAAUUAUGAAAAUUUUUCAACAGAAAUGAAAAUGCAAAGUGAUAUAGAAAAAAUAGAAAUUGAUACAAAAUAUAUCGAUGAUUUCGAUUUUAAUUACAAUUUGGUCGAUACUAUUUAUGUAGCAUAUAAAUAUUACACAUAUUUAGGAAUGAAAAAAAAAAAAAAAAAAAAAGUAGCUAGCCAUAGUGAUAAUAAUGAACAUGGUCAUAAUUUUUUUUUUUGUUUACCAGACAUAAAAAAAUAUAUCACAAAUAUUGUUUGUAAUUUUAUUAACAUAAUAAAUAGAGAUAUAAUAGAGGGUAAAUUAAAAAAUAAAAAAAAAAUAAUUUUAUCAUUAGAAAGAAUAAAUGAAUUAGUUACCUCAUUUGAUAUCCCUUUUAAAUUAGAUCCUUUUCUAGUUUAUCAUUGUAAUAUUUUGUUGGCUAGUAAAAUAGAUCUAACAGUUUUAGACAACAUAAAAAUAUUAGGGCUUUUAAGAAAUGUAAUCAAAAGAGAAACUAAAAAUUUGGAAAAAAAAAAAAGUAGUACCACUAUCUCCAACGAUUACACACCAAACUUAAGCAACAGUUUAGAAAACCAAAUUAAAAAUGCUAACAACAAUGAUAAUAAUAAAUAUGUUGAAAAUAAUCAUAUUAUAAAAUCCCCUUCACUUUUGAGCUAUGAACAAGAAAUAAACAAAAGGAUUGAUAACUCUCUUUUUGAUAACAUGAUUAAACUAAUUUUUGACAAUUUAAAAAAUUGUCUACAUAAUUGUCAAAGUAACAAUUUAUGUCUUUUAAUACCUAUGGUUUAUGAAUUUCAUAAAUAUAUGGAUGAAGAAAUAAAAAGUAUAUUAACUGUUCAGGUAAUAUUUAAUAAAGAUAAUAUAAAUCAAAAUAAUAUAAUAAAUAUAUUGCGAGUAUUUUCAAAAAUCAAAUAUAAAAAUGAAGCUAUUGAUAAAUUCUUGUAUAAUCGUAUGAAAAUAUUUAAUAGUAGUUACAGUGAUAAUAGUAAUUCUUUUUCUCAUGACAUACCAAAGGAAUAUAUGAGAAAUGGUGGAUUUUCUUACCCUAAAAAUUUUUACUUAUUCUUUUAUUAUAAAAGUAAAAAUAAAUUAUUUAGUUAUAAAGACAUUUAUUAUAUUGAAAAUUAUAUCCAAAAAAAUUUUUUUGAAAUGAAUAUAAAAGAUUUUCUUUAUGUUUUAUUAAUAUAUUAUAAAAAUGGUAUAUUCUUGUUGCCACAAUUGUUGCUUAAAAUUGCUGUUAUUUUUAAUAAUGCAAAAAAGAAUAUAUCCCAUGAUGAUUUAUUGUUUUGUCUAUUUUUACUUUCAAAAAAUUAUUACUUAUUAUCAAUGGACAGUAGUAAUAGUAACAUAUUUGCACACAUGGAUGAAGAAGAUAAUAAUGUUUAUUUAAAUAAAAUGAACAUGUUCAGGAAAAAUAAAUACAAUCAAAAUCAUAUCGAUAAUUUUAUAAAUAUAAUUAAUGAUAUUUUGUCAUACCUUUACGAUGAUAAAAUGAUUAAUUACAAACCAUAUCAAUUAGAAUAUAAUAAUAAUGUAGAAGACAAAACUGUAAGUAAUUUAUAUGAGAUUAAGGGAGAUCAAAAACUAGACGAUAUAAACUCAACAGAAAUAAAUCAAGAUGAAAUAAGCAAAGGCGAUAUAUUAUUGACACCUAAUGAUAUGCUAAAUGGGAACGAACAAAUUAAAGAGUUUAAGGGGGUAUUCCAAAAAUUAAAAUAUAACUUUAUAAUGAUGAAAAUAUUUUAUAAUUUUUAUUAUUCUAUUUUUAAAAAUAAUAAAAAAAAUGAAAAAAAAAUUCUGAACAGUCAGCAUGAAAAAUUUAUAUUAUAUUUAUUUUCCUGUUUUAAUCAGAAUUUUUCAAAAGACAUUAAAGAAAUAAAAUAUGUCUCAUCCUUAUUAUAUUAUUUUAGUUAUUUCAAUAUUUAUUCAGCGUCUUAUUUCGAUAAGCAAAUGUUGUAUAUAUUACAAAACUGCGAAUUUGAUGACCAUAAAAUAGUAGCAAAUAUGUUGUUAAGUUAUGUUUUUAUCAAUAAAGAAAUACAAAGUGAUGUUAAAAAACAUAUUAAGGAAUAUAUUAUAAAAAAUUUUGAACAUUUUAAUAAAAAUGAUGCAAUUUUAUGUUUUAAACAUAGCAAUUAUUUUUUAAAUUUACAAAAAACAAAAGAUAUAGACAAAUCAAGUGAUCAUAUUUUAUUCAUUAAACUUUUAAAUUUUUUAGUGUCAAAUCUUGAAAAAUAUAAACCUCAACAUUAUUUAUAUAUAUAUACAACUAUUUGUAAUAAUUUUGUGAAGGAAAAAAGAAUUUAUAUUAAAUUAUUUUAUUAUAUGAAUAAAUUUGCCACACACUAUAAUUAUGACCAAUUGUUCUUAAUACUUUUUUACAUGUACAAGACAGGUUAUAGCAAGCCAAAAAUCAGAAAAAAAAUUAGAAAUUUAAUCCUAUAUUAUCAUAAAAAAAGAGUUAUUAAUUUAAGCACCUAUAUCAAGUAUAUAUUACCACUUGAUGAAUUCGGAAUAUAUCAUUUGUUUCCAAUUAAGUUCCAAAAUAUCAUAUAUAAUCAGCUUGGGGAAGAUAUAAAAACAUAUGUAAGAAAGCCACUUAUGGAUAAUGAGAACAUUUCCAAAACGAAUUUGAAAAAUAUUACACAAAAGGAACAAGAAAAUAAUGUACAGGAUGAUAAAAAGGAGAAUAGUGGAGAUGCCCCAAUUUAUGUUUUUGAACAAAUGGUUAAAAAUUACUGA
Molecule: messenger RNA, 3768 nt
Organism: Plasmodium vinckei vinckei
Lineage: Eukaryota; Apicomplexa; Aconoidasida; Haemosporida; Plasmodiidae
Product: conserved Plasmodium protein, unknown function
Exons: 4
Coding region: 1-3768 (1255 amino acids)
Source: RefSeq, a predicted model, not a curated record